AUGGACGGCGGGAAGAAGGGCGGCCGGGAGCGCAAGGCUUCGCAGGAGCGCAGCGACCGCAAGUCGGGCACCGGGAUGAGCGGCGACGCCAAGAAGGGCGGCCGCGGCGGCAAGUUCACCUGGGAGGGCGUCGACGGCUACACCGACGAGGACCUCGACCUCGUCGCCAACAAGGGCGCCGGGGCCGGCGCCUCCGCCUCCGCCUCCGGCAAGAGCAAGUCCUAG
Triticum turgidum subsp. durum (durum wheat) is the source of this 225-nucleotide messenger RNA. NCBI's taxonomy places the organism in Eukaryota, Viridiplantae, Streptophyta, Magnoliopsida, Poales, Poaceae. The record is from the annotation of a GenBank genome assembly.